GAGAGAGAGCGAAAGAGAGAGAGAGAGAGAGAGAGAGAGAGAAGAGAGAGAGAGAGAGACAGUGUGAGGAUUCAGAAUCUUAGGGAGGAUGCCACCUGCAUGAAGCCGUUUGCUCAAUCAGCAUCCGAGCGUGCCAGCAUCGCGAAGACACUGGCGAACCCUGGAAGUGAGAGAGAGAGGAGAGAGAGAGAGGAGAGAGAAGAGAGAGAGAGAGAGAGAGAGAGAAAGGAGAGAGAGAGAGAGAGGAGAGAG
Priapulus caudatus is the source of this 252-nucleotide messenger RNA. Its product is annotated as zinc finger CCCH domain-containing protein 13-like. Lineage: Eukaryota; Metazoa; Priapulida; Priapulimorpha; Priapulimorphida; Priapulidae. The record is from RefSeq and is a predicted model, not a curated record. The transcript is spliced from 3 exons. The annotation marks the transcript as partial.